AUGAAUGCAGUGCAUCUCAAGAAGUACAGUGUACAACUUUCCUAUCCAAAUUGGGCAGUACCAAAUCUUGUAGUUAUACAAGAAGGAAACAAAACUAUUUUCACCUCCCAUUACAACUGGUCGAAUGAACAUGUGGAAUAUGCCCCUUUCAAUGGAUAUGCACCUGCAGGGACCGUAAAAGGCCAACUGGUCUAUGCCAAUUAUGGAGAAAAGUCUGACUUUGAAGCAUUGAUCAAAAAUGGUCUUAUAAAUAACAGUAUUGUGAUCAUGAGAUAUGGGAAAGUGCAUCCUGGGAGUAAAUACAAAUCAAUCAAUCAUCCAUUUAAAUUUUUCUUUCAUUUUUAUUGUUUUCUAUCCCUACAUUUUAAAAAUUCUUUUUCAUUUUCUUUCUUUCCUCCUUUCUGCCAUUCUUUGCCUUUUUCUUUCUUUCUUUCUUUCUUUCUUUCUUUCUUUCUUUCUUUCUGCCAUUCUUUGCCUUUUUCUUUCUUUCUUUCCUCCUUUCUGCCAUUCUUUGCCUUUUUCUUUCUUUCUUUCUUUCUUUCUUUCUUUCCUUCUUUCUUUCUGCCAUUCUUUCUUUCUGCCAUUCUUUGCCUUUUUCUUUCUUUCUUUCUUUCCUCCUUUCUGCCAUUUUUUGCCUUUUUCUUUCUUUCUUUCUUUCUUUCUUUCUGCCAUUCUUUCUUUUUUCUUUCUUUUUUUCUUUCUUUCUUUCUGCCAUUCUUUGUGUUUUUCUUUUUCUGCCAUUCUUUGCCUUUUUCUUUCUUUCUUUCUUUCUUUCUUUCUUUCUUUCUUUCUUUCUGCCAUUCUUUGCCUUUUUCUUUCUUUCUUUCUUUCCUCCUUUCUGCCAUUCUUUGCAUCUUUCUUUCCUUCUUUCUGCCAUUCUUUGCCUCUUUCUUUCUUUCCUUCUGCCAUUCUUUGUCUCUUUCUUUCUUUCUGCCAUUCUUUCUUUCUUUCUGCCAUUCUUUGCCUCUUUCUUUCUUUCUUUCUUUCCUCCUUUCUGCCAUCUUUGCCUCUUUCUUUCUUUCUUUCUGCCAUUCUUUGCCUCUUUCUUUCCUUUUUUCUGCCAUUCUUUGUCUCUUUCUUUCUUUCUGCCAUUCUUUGCCUCUUUCUUUCUUUCUUUAUUUCUUUCUUAUUCACCCCCCUCUUUUCCAUAUAUGCUCUGUUUGA
Acanthosepion pharaonis is the source of this 1164-nucleotide messenger RNA. NCBI's taxonomy places the organism in Eukaryota, Metazoa, Mollusca, Cephalopoda, Sepiida, Sepiidae. The record is from the annotation of a GenBank genome assembly.